AUGGAAAUAUGCAAGAUAUCAAUGACAGGGUGGUUUUCUUUCGUUAACAGGUUAGCAGGAGCGGCGCUUUUAGGACCGGUGAUUAACUACUGGUGGAGAAACUUACCGAGAGACAUAACAAGAGAAGCUUUCUCUUUAACGCCUCCUGCAGAUCAGUGGGCUCUUAGAGUGGCUCACCAUGCUCCUUGGCUUACAUAUUGGUGGAACACUCAGAAAUGGUUCCCAUUCUCCAAUGUGAUUGCGGGUAACAAGGUUAUUUUCUCCCGUCAGGACAUGGAGGUCGUGUCUAAGCUCGGAGGUUUCAGCCCAAAUCUGGCAUACAUAAGACAACAGGGUGAAUACGAAAGCAUACACCGAGAUUUGAAAGUUGGAUUUUCAAGAUGGGAGUUUGAUCCUUUAAACCUUCAAGAUCCGUUCCCGAACAACAAUAGCUCAGUUCACCUAUGGCAUGGCGAUGAGGAUAGGUUUGUGCCAGUGAAGCUUCAGCUUUACAUCGCAUCAAAGCUUCCAUGGAUUCAUUACCAUGAACUCUCUGGAUCAGGAUAUUUGUUAUCUUAUGUGGAAGGUUUGACUGAUAAAAUCACCAAGUCGCUUCUGGUUGGGGAGGAAGAGAGCACCUGAGAGUAGAGACGCUUCUGCUUGAGUAACUGUGGGCUUGUAACUAUAUUUUCUGAAUCUCAGACUUAGUAAGAUACUUUCUGUAUGGCGAUGUCUACAAGUAAAAUCAGUAAAAAAUAACAACACAAACAGUCAAACUA
Messenger RNA from Brassica oleracea var. oleracea, 758 nucleotides. RefSeq lists its product as uncharacterized. The record is from RefSeq and is a predicted model, not a curated record. The coding region runs from base 1 to 621 and encodes 206 amino acids. The transcript has 3 exons. NCBI's taxonomy places the organism in Eukaryota, Viridiplantae, Streptophyta, Magnoliopsida, Brassicales, Brassicaceae.